GGGUGUGGAAUGUCCGGUAUUUUGAGUCCGGAUCGUUAGGUACCACGCAGUGUGCGCGUGUGUCACAAGAGUACGUGCGUGUGUGCGCGCGUUUGUGUGCGUGAGAGAGAGAGAGAGAUUUCGCCGUGUGGUCCGACGCGCUGCCAGCUCGGACGCCGUCUCCGCCUUGCACCGCAGGCAGGCGCCGCGCUCCUACAUGCGAGUUCACCGCCGCGGCUCCACACUCGUUGGCCAGCAAUGACCGAGAGCCCCGCGACCAAGCCGGCCGACGGGGAAGCGCGUCCGCGCGUGAAGAACGGACUGAAGCCGGAGAGGAACGGCUUGGUGAAGAGCCUCCGCCGCUGCCAUGAGCGGCAGCCCAAGCGCCACUGCCACCCCGAGGAGGAGGAGGUCCAUGCGGCGGCGCUCAAUGGCGGCCUGUACAACCGGCCCUUCCUCGAGUCGUUCGAGGAGACGCCCAUGCUGGUGGCGGUGCUCACCUACAUGGGCUACGGCAUCCUGACCGUCUUCGGCUACCUGCGUGACUUCCUCCGCCACUGGAAGAUCGAGCGGUGCCACAUCGCCAGGGAGAAGGAGGAGCAGAAGGACUUUGUGCCCCUCUACCAGGACUUUGAGAACUUUUACACCAGAAACCUCUACAUGCGUAUAAGGGACAACUGGAACAGGCCCAUAUGCAGCGUCCCGGGGGCCAAAGUGGACGUGAUAGAGCGAGCGUCCAGCGACUACAACUGGACUUUUAAUUACACGGGUCGGGUGGUGCAGGAAGUGAUCAACUUGGGCUCGUACAAUUACUUGGGCUUCGCUGAGAACACGGGUCCGUGCGCCACCUCCGCGGCCGAGGUCACCGCGAAGUACGGCGUUGGAGUUGCGAGCACCAGGCAGGAGAUUGGUAACCUGGACGGACACGAGGAGAUGGAGAAACUGGUGGCUAAGUUCCUGGGUGUGGAGUCGGCCAUGGCGUUUGGGAUGGGGUUUGCAACCAACUCCAUGAACAUACCAGCACUCGCUGGCAAGGGCUGUCUGAUUCUGAGUGAUGAAUUAAACCAUGCCUCCCUGGUCCUUGGUGUCAGACUCUCAGGGUCCACCAUCAGAGUCUUCAAGCACAACAAUAUGCAGAACCUUGAGAAACUGCUGAGAGAGGCCAUAGUUCACGGGCAGCCCAGGACUCACAGACCAUGGAAGAAGAUCCUCAUUGUGGUGGAGGGCAUUUACAGCAUGGAGGGCAGUGUAGUGCGCCUGCCAGAGGUUAUUGCCCUGAAGAAGCGCUACCGGGCCUACCUUUACUUAGACGAGGCCCACAGCAUCGGGGCCCUGGGGCCGAGAGGGAGAGGCGUGAUCGACUACUUUGGCCUGGACCCCUGCGAUGUGGAUGUCAUGAUGGGCACUUUCACCAAGAGCUUCGGCGCCGCAGGGGGAUACAUUGCAGGGAAAAGGGAGCUCAUCGAGUACCUGCGCUCCCAUUCGCACAGUGCGGUCUACGCCACCUCCAUGUCUCCUCCUGUGGUGGAGCAAAUCAUCACUUCUAUGAAGUGCAUUAUGGGAGAGGAUGGAACAACGAUCGGCCUCAAGCGUGUGCAACAACUGGCAGGGAACGUCGUCUAUUUCCGCAAGAGGCUCCAAGAGAUGGGCUUCAUCAUCUAUGGCAACGAGGACUCGCCCGUUGUGCCCAUGAUGCUCUACAUGCCCGCCAAGAUAGGAGCGUUCGGCAGGGAGAUGCUGAAGAGGAACAUCGGGGUGGUGGUCGUGGGUUUCCCCGCUACACCCAUCAUCGAGUCCCGGGCGCGCUUCUGCAUCUCGGCCGCCCACACAAGAGACGUGCUCGACAGGGCGCUGAGUGUCAUCAGCGAGGUAGGAGACCUUCUUCAGCUCAAGUACUCCCGACACAAAAUCCAUCCGUUUGACGAGGACGUGUACGAGGACGUCGACGACUGAUGAGCCGCUCCUCUCCUGAAGUGGCGUGAAGCAGAACAACCCCAGAAAUUGCCCAACGGGUCGAGAUGGAUCACAGGUCUUUCACGAGGACCGAGAUGUGCACAGGUGCCUCCUAGCCACUAGCGUUCCAUAAAGUACCCCCCCCCCCCCCCCCCCCCCCCACACACACACACACACACACACACACACACACACACACACACACACACACACACACACACACACACACACACACCAACAAAAGGAGAAACACUUUGUUAGUUCUACUUUGCCUUAUUUACCCAUACAGAACCUGUGGUGCACACACUGAAAGACAGCACUUACACUUUCCUUUUGCGUCAAAUACUUUUGUGUGUGUGUGUGUGUGUGUGAGUGUGUGUGUGUGUGUCUGUGGUGGACAAAUGCCAACUUUCCAAAUGACUCUGUGAGCCUGGCACUUUUACGUCAAAAGUGGCGAUGAUGUCACUCGGCAAAAGAAGUUGCCGACCAUCAGAAGAUGUUGAGCUGCAGAUAACUCCCCUGAUCAAUGCAACGACGUGUUCCGUAAAGCCAGCGUUUGCCACUUCUUUUGUGAAUAAGCUUGCUUUGAUUUCGUUAUUCCUGAAGUUGGAUGAGAACAUUAGCACCACUCUCGUGACUGUACGGCAGGUAUGAAUGCAGCAGGCGCUCGGCUUAGCGUAGAACAGAGGGAAAUGGUUCCAGCCCGUCACUCCCACGGAUGUAUUAUUAUUAUUAUUAUUAUUAUUAUUAUUAUUAUGGUGCCCAUUCAGUCCAAUGAGGAUAGGUCCUGGUUAUGCGGCCCACUGAAUAUGUGCAGUAGUGUCUCUCUCUCUCUCGCUGGAACCGCCCAUUCGCAGGUCUUGAUAUACGUCCAUGGUAAAUCGACAUAAAAGCAUAGUCAGUAUAUAUAUAUUUUUUUUAUGGUGUUUUUGUGCUAAGCUAAGCUAAUAACUCGCUGGCCCUAGCUUUAUAUUUACUGUACAGACACGAGUAGUUUUGCUCUCCUCUCUAAAUUCAAACGAACAUUUUUCACGUGAAAUAUGAAUUUGAUAUCACUCAAUAGUUGUAUUAAAAUGCCAAUAUCUGCCGUGUAUACAGUCCAGUUUAUUGGUAUCAAAGCUGGAGCUUAAAGCCACUUAAGUUGAGCCACUCCAAGAAGUGCGGCACAUAGGAAUCAUAUUUUAAUUCAAGACGAGUCUGGAUGUGAUUUCAGCGCCGGUUCUAAUACCGCUCAAUAAUAUUGUUUUAUUGCCUCUUUGCGCUGUGACUUUAAAGGCAUUCAUACUUGCGUGCGUGCGCGUGUAUGUGUGUGUGUGGGUGUGUGUGCGCUUGCUUGCAUGGUUUCGGGUAUUACUUUGUCACUGCACUUUUACAUUGCUUCAUCGAUUUAUUUAUUUUCUGCAACGUUACACACUCCCGUUUUUCAAACUCUUUUCCUUUGUGCCACUUGAGCUUUGGAACAACAAUAUUCUUAAAUGAAGGCAGCUGUGAAAAGAGAAAAAGAAGACUUUCCACACACAAUACAUUCCCACUACGACAAGCAUUGUGUAACCACUCGUUCCUCAUACUAAUGCGUGUACAGUAAGAAUGAGUCAUUGAAGCUGCUCAGCACCACAGCCAGUGGUGCUCAAUGAAAUAUACACUGUUCUGCUCGAAAAUAUACACUGUUCUCAUAAAAAUCCACUUCAUUCUUGGCUCUAGGAAGGGUCUAUUUUGUUUCAUCUUCUUCCAUAGUCGGUGUUUCUCUGUCACUGUCUGUCAAAACGGGAGAUUCUUGUGUUUAGUUUCCUUCCCAUAGAAAACGUAUCAAAAACUUUAUCUCCUAAAUGUCUGUGAGCUAAAAGCUUUACAACGUUACACAUGUAGAUGCAGUUUGUCUUUUUUGAUGUAUUUUUAAGUUUGCACACUGGAAAGUCAUGACAUGAUACUGAAAGCAGGCCUUUAGAGCACAUUUUGCUAUGAAAAUAUAUAUAUGUAAACCAACACCUUCCGGGUUGAAGAUUUAAUGAUGCCAUUCUCAAUAUGAAUUAGACCCCAGUGCUUUCAGAAUGAUUGGUGCUUAAUCAAACUUUAAGUAAACCAGUUGCACAGGAACACCUGUGAGCUUUGUCGGUGUAAAGUCUGUUCAGCCCUAAUAUUUUGUACAAAGGUUCUAUUGUCUCAUUGAAAACGGAGCUAUUCAUAAUAUUGUUACAUUUUGCUAUGGAGCGAUCUGGGAACGAUGGUUAUCUUCAUUACUGGCAGCUUUUGGUUGACAGCACGAGAGUGCGCCAUUUAUAGAGGCAGUUAUUUCAAUGGUUUAGUUGCCACACAUCAGAGACAAUAAUUUUCUGAUAUAGUGCCUUUUUGAAGCAAAAUAUUUUCUAAGAAUUCCGAUUAUAGCCCGUGUUGUGACUUGGAUUGUCCAUCUUUCGUCUUAUUUGACUUCUUUUACCACUUCAACGAUACUUAUAAUUAGCGCUGGAUGUGUCCUCUGUGUUGACUAAUUCUCGUACGUUUUGAUCGUAGAAAAUGCACAUUGCGUUUGCCACAUGUCCGCAAAUGAUUCAUAUGUAAAACGUCACUCAUGUCGAUAUUAGUAGAUUGUUAAAACAAUAAUAAAAACUAAGCGGUUUUGAAUUGC
Cyclopterus lumpus (lumpfish) is the source of this 4555-nucleotide messenger RNA. Its product is annotated as serine palmitoyltransferase 2-like. Gene Ontology annotation, molecular function: serine C-palmitoyltransferase activity; pyridoxal phosphate binding. The record is from RefSeq and is a predicted model, not a curated record. Gene Ontology annotation, biological process: sphingosine biosynthetic process; ceramide biosynthetic process. Gene Ontology annotation, cellular component: serine palmitoyltransferase complex. NCBI's taxonomy places the organism in Eukaryota, Metazoa, Chordata, Actinopteri, Perciformes, Cyclopteridae.